Panicum virgatum (switchgrass) is the source of this 1600-nucleotide messenger RNA. RefSeq names its product D-amino-acid transaminase, chloroplastic-like. The coding region runs from base 287 to 1294 and encodes 335 amino acids. Gene Ontology annotation, molecular function: catalytic activity. Gene Ontology annotation, biological process: carboxylic acid metabolic process. NCBI's taxonomy places the organism in Eukaryota, Viridiplantae, Streptophyta, Magnoliopsida, Poales, Poaceae. The record is from RefSeq and is a predicted model, not a curated record. The transcript is spliced from 5 exons.
CGCGCUGCCGCCCGUCGGUCACCGCAUUUCUUCCGAAUUAUCUUUUUUUUUUAAGAAAAAACUAGCGCCGCAGUUCCAACCGGCGUUCAGCGGCGGGAGUCCGCAUCUCGUUUCUCUUUCAGCUCUCCCCCGGAUGAACUCCGCCGCCGUAUCCGUCUCGGCAACCCCUGGGUUCUGACUCUGAUCACUUGAUCAGAGCUCACAAAACCAAAGCUGGACUCGUGCUCUGUUCCUCAAGCAGCCGGUGGUUGUUCCUCUCGAGCUCCUUCGACGGACAGGCGACGGGAUGCAAGGGGAGGAUCGCCAGGUGCCGGUGUACGCGUCGGGCAUCGAGGUACUCGAAAAGCUUCAGGAGAAAUGGGAAUCCACCCAGCGACGGUACCCGGCAAUGUACUCCAGUGUCGUUGGUGGCAUCGUCCUUGAUCCAUCCAUGAUGGUGAUCCCCAUCGACGACCACAUGGUCCACCGCGGCCAUGGCGUCUUCGACACCGCCACCAUAUCUGAUGGAUGCUUGUACGAACUGGAUUCACACCUGGAUCGGCUGCUAGCAUCUGCAUCCAAAGCAAAGAUCGAUCCACCGUUCUCGCGAGAGACGAUGCGAGAAAUUCUGAUCCAGAUGACCGCUGCCUCCGGAUGCAAGGACGGGUCGAUCAAGUACUGGCUGAGCGCCGGCCCCGGCGACUUCCUGCUGUCCCCGACGGGCUGCACGGGACCCGCGUUCUACGCCGUCGUCAUAGCCGCCGCCUCCGCCUCCGGCGCCGGCCGCCGCUCUCAGCGGAACGAUGGCGUCAAGGCGAUCACGACCGCCGUGCCGAUGAAGCACCCGUUCUUCGCGGGGAUCAAGAGCGUCAACUACCUCCCGAACGCGCUGGCGCUGGCGGAGGCGGAGGCGCGGGGCGCGUACGCGCCGGUGUGGGUCGACGAGGAAGGGUGCGUCGCGGAGGGGCCCACGAUGAACGUCGCGUUCGUCACGGCGGCCGGGGACCUGGUGCUGCCGGCGUUCGACAGGGUGCUCGGCGGGUGCACGGCCAAGCGGAUGCUCGCGCUGGCGCCGAGGCUGGUCGAGGCCGGCCUUCUCAGGGGUGCCGGAGAGGCGAGGAUCUCCGCCGACGAGGCCAGGCGGUGCGCCGAGAUGAUGUUCGUCGGCAGCGGGCUGCCGGUUCUGCCGGUCGUCGAGUGGGACGGCCAGCCAGUUGGGGAUGGGCGAGUUGGGAAGGUCAGUCUUGCCCUGUCUGAAAUGCUCCGGGAUGACAUGAAGUCUGGUCCAGAUAGGAUUCCUGUUCCUUACAGUUAAGGAGGCAUGAUUGCUCUGCAUCAGAGAAGAAUGAACAUCAGGGGUUUCUAUGCUAUGUACAUAUUUUGCUCUAACAAGUGCAAACAAGGCUGUUUUAUUUUUUUCACUUUUGAGGUCCCUGAUUUCUUGAAGGACAAAAGAGGCACUACUUUUUACAUUUUGGAACUGAAUAAGGUUGAUGCUUCUGCAGAAUAGCAGAGCAGUUAGAACAGUUGCUCUUACAGUUACAGUUGUACUAGCUUACAUCUGCACCCGGCAUGAAUAUUCGAUUCCAGUUUCCAGCAGUUCUUUCAGCCCCUGUCAAAA